AUCAGAACUCGAGUAAUACGUGCUACCGGUGUCGAGCGCAGGAAAUCUAUUUUGGCUUUACUUCUGAUUGGCUGAAAAGAAACACCUCAGCAGACCUGUUUGUAUCUGAUUAGCUAAACGGCAUUGCACAAGACGCAGUUUUUACCCAACGAGAGAGCCAACCAGACGCUGAACUAAAGCAAAGCAUGCCAAGUCUUAAUUAACAGUUAAGCAAAACGGUUUUUUCCUGAAUUUUUUUUCUGUUUUGGUCUCUUAUGUUGCCUCGUGUUACAUCACACGUUUACUAAUAACAAUAUUUAAAAAGGGACAAGUUUCUUCCCUAGGUUUUUGACGGCAGCAAAAAUAAGCACGAGAUUACAACAUCUCAACUGGAAGAGCCAAAAAUGGCGCGGUUUCUGCGAGUCAAGCCAAUAGAGUGGCAUGGUGACAUUGCUCUUAGAGUCGAGAUUUAUGGCUGCAUGCGAGAUUUCCCAAAAUGCGGAAUUCGACGUCAAGAGGAGAAUCGCCAUUCUCGCCAAAGGCGAAUUGUCGGUGGCAGCGAAGCCCGUCCAAACUCCUGGCCAUGGCAAGUGGAAAUUUUGGUGAAUGGUACAAGUCAUUGGUGCGGAGGAUCACUCAUUCAUCCGCAGUGGAUCAUAACAGCAGCGCACUGCGUGGAUAAGUUUUACUCCCCCUACCCCAGAGAAAUACGCCUCGGGGAACACCACAGUAAAACACUCGAGGGUUACGAGGAGGUUGUUGAGGCCGAUAAAUCUUAUAUGCAUCCUGGAUUUACUCAUGAUCGCCCAACGUUCAUCAGUGCGGGGGAUUAUGACUUUGCGCUUUAUCAUCUCAAAAGACCCGCCACUUUUUACAGCCGUGUUAGCCCAGUGUGUCUGCCCGACGAAGACUCCACUAUCGCCGAGGAUGUCGGCCGAGUCUGCGUCGUGACUGGUUGGGGGCAUACCAGUGAGAAUGGCAACUUUUCCGAUGUCCUGCAUGAAAACGAAGUACCUAUAGUUUCGUGGGAAGAAUGUAACAAAGAGAGGUCAUAUAACGGGUAUAUUAAAGAACGCUUCAUGUGCGCAGGAUAUGAGGAAGGAGGGAAGGACGCCUGCCAAGGAGACAGCGGAGGGCCCUUGGUGUGUCAAGAUGACGCAGGAAGAUGGGUCCUCGCUGGUGUGGUGACUUGGGGAGUGGGAUGUGCGAGACCCCUCAAGUUUGGGGUGUACAGUGAUGUACGCCGAUUCCUCCCCUUCAUUGAAAGCACCAUAUAUGGUUACCCAGAAUGUGGAGUUCGACCAGUGGCCUCCAUUUCCUCCCGCAUCGUGGGAGGACGCGAGGCUCGCCCCAACUCCUGGCCGUGGCAAGUCGAUCUUCUGGUCAAUGGUACUGCUCACUACUGCGGAGGCUCUCUGAUUGAUCCGUCCUGGAUUGUGACGUCAGCGCAUUGUUUUUAUUUAUAUACCCAACCGGAGCAGUGGCAAGUCAGGGUUGGAGAACACAACGAGACAAAAUUCGAAGGUUACGAAGAAAUGAUCAAUAUUGAUACGAUAACAAUUCAUCCCGGAUUUAUACUGGGCAGCGCCGAAGACACUGGCGAUUACGAUAUUGCGAUCAUCAAACUCAAGCGGCCAGCGGUGUUCCACAAACUGGUGCACUCUAUCUGUCUGCCUGAAAUGGAAACUCGUUUUGCAACCGGUAAAACCUGUUUUGCCACCGGAUGGGGAAAGCAAGACGAAAAUGCGGCUGAGUACUCUGACGUUCUUCGCGAAGUGGAGGUGGACCUGGUAUCUAAAGAAGUCUGUAACAGCAAUAUUUCCUACAAUGGCCUGCUAAACGAGCGAUAUUUUUGCGCCGGGUUUCAAGCUGGCGACAAAGACGCGUGCAGUGGUGAUAGCGGAGGACCGCUGGCUUGCCAGAUUGAGAAUGGAAGUUUCGUUUUGACGGGUGUGGUUAGCUGGGGAGAAGGAUGCGCUCGAGCUAAUAAAUAUGGCGUGUAUUUAGAUGUACGGUUCAUGUUGCCAUUCAUUGAGAGCACAAUAGACGGUUAUCCAAAAUGUGGCACUCGCUUUCUUACCGCGCAAAGUUCUCUCGCGGUCAACGGAAGCGAGGCUCGGCCCAACUCCUGGCCGUGGCAAGUUGAAUUGCUCUUCAAUGACACGCAUGCGUGUAGCGGUUCUUUAAUUGACCAGCGUUGGAUCGUGACGUCAACAGCCUGUGUGAACUCAAGCCAUAAUCCUGAAAACUGGAAUGCACGACUCGGUGAGCACAAUAGAACAGUUCUUGAGGGAUACGAAGAAACUAUCAAGAUUGAUAACAUUUUAACAAGUCCGCUGGGCCACAUUACACUGAUGAAAAUGAAACGUGUUGCAGUUCUUCACCAGCGUGUGACUCCAGUGUGUCUUCCAGAAGAAAAUACAACGUUUCCCGUGGGGUCAUCGUGUUAUGUGAGCGGUUGGAGGUCUACGAAAAAGGAAGGAAAUCCCACAGUUGUGUUAAACGAGGCCCAAGUUGAACUGGCCUCAUCGGAGCUGUGUAAUACGUCAUACGGUGGAAUGGUUACCAAGUAUGAACACUGUGCUAGUACCCCCCCAGGAAAGGAUGAAGUUUGUAAUGUCGAGAAUGGUACGCCACUUGUUUGUCCGGGGAGAAAUGGAACAUUUGUACUGGCAGGAGUAGCGUCUUCCGAAGAUUGGUGCUCAAACCCUGGACAAUAUGGCGUCUUUAUCGAUGUUAAAAUGAUGCUUUCGUUCAUAGAGAGUACCAUUGCACCGAAAAAGGAGGCAAUUAGUGUUUAGCUACUUUGUUCCAUCAUAUUUUAGUAAAAAGAGACUUCUUCAUAACUGUUAUUUGGGUCGUCAGCUGCAGUCUAAAUUAACCUCCAAAACAACAGCUGCGAAGGGAACUUUAGGGCUUUUCUCCGUUAAAACAAGAUUUUGUUGAACCUUUCAUUCAAAAACAGGAAAACGCGUUUAUUAUCAAGGAACUAUUGACGUCUUGUACAAAAAAGUAAGCUGUGUCAAAAUCUUCAUGUAUAUGCAACUGUCCUUUCACAAGGUUAUGGUUUACGUGUUAACGGAGCUUGCAACCUUGAAAAAUUCAUUUCUUUUACUUUGUAUAGUUUGCGAAAACUCUCCAAAUCUAGCUUUUGCAAAUAAUUUGUAAAAACGAUACUAACCAAAAAACCUGGUUUACAUACAUAUCAUCGUUUGUCUUUUCAUUACCAUAUUAAUCGAAACUAAGUCAAGCCUAUUUCAGUAUGCAGCAAGUGUAAAACACAAAAGCAAGUAAAGAGCAAAAUAGACGAGAUAAAACAGCAAAUAUAAACUCGAACACAUUCAAGUGCAAUGCCAUCUUGGAGAAGUACCUUAUUAAAAUUCUUGUCGAUUUGUAUCACUUGCAUGCAUAGACCAGUUUUCUGAGCCGUCGAAAACUGACUCGUUUUGCUCUUACUAUGCCACACGAUUGGCUUAAAACUUGCACCACUCUUUCAUCCAAUCAGAAGUAAAAGCAAAACCAAUCGUGACUCACUCGCACGCGCUUCCCCGCGGUUUGCGUCAGCUACUUGUAAUUACUUCGAGUUUUGAAUGGUUCAUUGUAUUAUCUGUUUACUUUAGAGCGGUUUUCAGUUGACUGUCGAAAGUAAUCAGGCAAUUACUUUGGUUUUGGUUUUGGUUUUACUAC
Messenger RNA from Orbicella faveolata, 3666 nucleotides. RefSeq names its product transmembrane protease serine 9-like. Gene Ontology annotation, biological process: proteolysis. Gene Ontology annotation, molecular function: serine-type endopeptidase activity. Lineage: Eukaryota; Metazoa; Cnidaria; Anthozoa; Scleractinia; Merulinidae. The record is from RefSeq and is a predicted model, not a curated record.